AUGUCAAAACGGGUGAAUUACUAUGAAGUGCUAGGGGUUCCUCAAGAUGCCGACUUAAGCAUAAUCAAGAAGUCGUAUAGGACCUUGGCCAUGAAGUGGCACCCUGAUAAGAACCCAAACAAUAAGGCCGAGGCUACGGAGAAGUUCAAGCAGAUUUCGGAGGCCUACGAAGUGCUGUCCGACCCCAAGAGAAGGAGAAAAUACGACCUGUACGGCACCGAUGAGAAUUACUUGCCGGACGAGAACGACGAGUUUUCUAACUUCCACAAAAAUUUCGGGUUCAAUGACGCGCAGAGGAUUUUUGAAAUGUUCUUUGGAGAUUCCACUCCUUUUGGAAAUGAAUCCUUUUUUAGUGAAGUCAUGGGUUCCUCCUUUGGGGACAAGCGAAGGGGAAGAAUGGCCAGAUCGAAUGACCCCUUCGACAGCUUCUUCGGCUCGUCCUUUAACAUCUCCUUUGGCUCAUCCAACUUUGACAACUUCAUGGAUGGAGGCUCCUGCUUCACGUCCGUAGAGACCUCAACGUCCAACGGAGGCAAAUUCAAAAACCGAUUUGUAAAAACGUCCACGUCGAAAACCACCUCCAUCGUUAACGGAAAACGAGUGACAAGAAUCGAGACGGUGAAGACGUUGCCCAACGGGACCAUCGAGAGGACGGUGACUGAGCGCGAGGAAGACGGGCGAGGCAACGUUAACGUCAGGCAGCUGCCCGCGCACGAAAUGAGACGAAACAAGAGAUGAGGAGAGAAGAGGUGGGGAAAGAAGAGAUGCGGAAAGAGGAGAUGAGGAAACAACAGAUGAGGAAACAACAGAUGAGAGUUCGCUUGGCCCCCUGAAGGGAACAUUCGAAGGGGAAAAAAAAAAAAAUAAAAUAAAAAACGGCAAAAUGGUAUUGCGGCAUAGCGGUAAAACGUCUCCAUGCUGUGAACUGCCCCUCCCUUUCACCUACACCGGGCUUGUUAUGCCUGCGCGAAUGAUGUCCUCCCCCCGUUGACCCACCGUACGUGUGCAUAAUUAACAUCAUAUGGAUGCGAAUGGAACCCGGCGGGGUGCCCGUGUGUAUAUACGUACAUGUGUGCUCAUGAGCAAGAGCGCCCAUGUUCCUAUGCGCCCAUGUGCUUAUGCACGACUCCUCCUUUUUGAUGUGGCAAAGGUGCGCCCUCUCCGGCCCCCUCCUCCGUUCUAUUCCGCAAUUGCAUAUGCUGCCCGUAAAAAGUAUUUCCAGAAACGGCCCACCAGGAGUUAGCCACUUGUCAAUGCUACCCAUCAGAGAUCCUUUUCCGAAAUGCUUCCUACAACUCGAAAUGAG
Plasmodium vivax (malaria parasite P. vivax) is the source of this 1306-nucleotide messenger RNA. Its product is annotated as DnaJ domain containing protein. The record is from RefSeq and is a predicted model, not a curated record. Gene Ontology annotation, molecular function: protein-folding chaperone binding; protein folding chaperone. Lineage: Eukaryota; Apicomplexa; Aconoidasida; Haemosporida; Plasmodiidae. Gene Ontology annotation, cellular component: nucleus; cytoplasm. The coding region runs from base 1 to 738 and encodes 245 amino acids. The transcript has 4 exons.